Sitodiplosis mosellana (orange wheat blossom midge) is the source of this 2620-nucleotide messenger RNA. Its product is annotated as regulator of telomere elongation helicase 1 homolog. The transcript has 9 exons. Gene Ontology annotation, molecular function: DNA binding; hydrolase activity, acting on acid anhydrides, in phosphorus-containing anhydrides; DNA polymerase binding. Gene Ontology annotation, biological process: telomeric loop disassembly; regulation of double-strand break repair via homologous recombination; negative regulation of t-circle formation. Bases 135 to 2420 code for a protein of 761 amino acids. NCBI's taxonomy places the organism in Eukaryota, Metazoa, Arthropoda, Insecta, Diptera, Cecidomyiidae. Gene Ontology annotation, cellular component: nucleus. The record is from RefSeq and is a predicted model, not a curated record.
UAAGUUUGCAACAAUCAGUGGCGAAAAACUGGUCUUUGACGUCAUUGGCGAGUGCAAUUUAUUGUUUGUUGUUGCAAAAGAAAAUUCCCAACUUUUCGAUAAAAAUUGUAGAUACGUGAUAAUUUUUGCCAAAAAUGGCAAAGCAUAAGGUUGUUAUUGAUGAUAUUUUGGUGGAGUUCAGCCACGAACCGUACGAUAUCCAAAAAACGUACAUGAAAAGUAUGAUUCAAGCAUUGAAAACUGGACAACGCGCCAUUUUGGAAUCGCCAACAGGCACUGGAAAAACAUUGAGUUUGUUGUGCUCAACUUUGGCGUGGAUUGGAAAACGUACCGGCAAUGAAAGUGGUGCUACCACAUAUAAGGUGAUAUACGCAACUCGAACUCACACACAAAUUAAAAAAGCGAUGAAAGAAUUAAAAAAAAGCCCUUAUAAAAAAGUCAAAGCGGCAGUUCUUGGUUCACGCGAUGAGCUAUGUAUUCAUCCAGAUGUGAAAAACUUGAAGACCAAUGACGAAAAAAUUGAUAAAUGCCAACUAUUGAGAGACGAAAAUAAUUGCGAAUUUUAUAAGAAUUUGACAGGAGAUGUGGGACCAUUGAAAGAACCAAUACUUGACAUCGAAGAUCUUUGCAAGUAUGGGAAGCAGAAUCACUGUUGUCCAUAUUUUAUGUCGCGUAAAAGAACUGAAGAAGCGAAAAUCAUAUUCAUGCCUUACAACUACUUAUUCGUUCCAAAAUUACGCGAUACUAUGGAAAUCGAUAUGAAAAAUGCUGUCGUGAUUAUUGAUGAAGCCCAUAAUAUUCCGGACGUUUGCCUUAAUGCUGCAUCUAAGCACAUCUCAACCAAAAACAUAUCAAACGCACUUGACGGUUUGGAUUAUAUUAUUGAGAAUUCAAGUACAAUGGAAGCUGGCGCUAAUGAUUUGAAGAAAUCAUUAUCGGAUCUUUUCAAGAAAUUGAUAGAUAUUAAAACUGGUACAAAACACGGUGGAUUCAUAUUCGAACUGUUGGAGAGCGUUGAGAUUGACAUGCACAGUAUUGAUAUGUUGGGAAAGUUGAUCAAGUUUUUGAAAACACAACCGAAAAAUGACCAUGGUUUGCAAAAACUCGAUGGAUUACGUAAUAUACAAGACUUCCUGAAAAUCAUUUUUUGGAGUGCCGACCAAGAUUUUGAUUCGGAAAGGGAUCGCGCAAAUUUUCUAGACAGAUUAAAUCGAUUAUAUAAAGUGCAUGCUGAAGUAGAAGAAGAAGAAGAAAAAGAAGAAGAAGAAGAAGCAGCAGCAGAAGAGGGUAACGGUCGAAAAAUAAUACUGCAUUUUAUAUGCCUUUCUCCAGCAAUCGGAAUGCAUAGCUUACUUGCACAAAAUCUGCACUCUUUGAUUAUGACGAGUGGUACUCUGGCUCCGUUAGAACCAUUCGCUAAAGAACUGGAAAUCGAAAUUCCAAUACAACUAGAAAUCCCAUCACACAUCAUUGAUCAAGAACAAGUGUUUGCACGAAUUUUAUCUAGAGGCGUUGAUAUUGGACCGUUCGAUUCCAUAAAGAAACACAUGGGAAUCGCUUAUUUGUUAACUAUUGGACGCACUCUACUAAAAUUAUCUGAAGUUAUACCUGACGGAAUUUUGGUUUUCUUUCGUCAAUACGAUGUAAUGGAGAAGUGUGUAGAGACUUGGCAAGACCAAAACGAAGGGGAUAUUUGGUCAAAUAUUGAAGAACAAAAAAAGAUCUUCGUUGAAUCAAAAAAUAGAGACGAGUUUAAACAAUCAAUGAAUGACUACGUGGCAAAAAUUAAUGAACAAAAUAGCAAAGGAGCCAUUUUUAUGGCGGUAGCGAGAGGAAAGGUCAGCGAGGGUUUGAAUUUCAGCGAUAAGUACGGUCGUUGCGUUAUGAUGGUUGGUCUUCCAUUACGAACGUGGAGUGAUUUGAAGAUCAAACUGAGACGAGAGUAUUUUGAUAAGAACCCGCAAAUUGGAUUUGCGGGAAGGGAUUGGUGUUAUUUGGAUGCAUGCAGAGCUGCCAACCAGGCCAUAGGUAGAGUCAUUCGACAUCGAAAUGAUUAUGGAGCUAUUUUGCUUUGCGAUGAUCGUAUCGGACAAUAUAAAUCCAAUUUCUCAUCUUGGAUAAAAGAACACUUAUCGAGACAACAUCCCGAAGAAACGUUUCAGUCGAUGUGGACUAAUUUAGACACAUUUUUCUUAAAUGCAAAGAAAAUGUACCCCGAGCCGAAAGAAAUUGCUUUUGAAGAAGUAUACAACGAUGAAGCAGCAACAAAUGAUGAGGAUAGCGAAGAAAAUAACGAUGAAACUAUUUCAUCCCAGGCUACAAACAGUUCUAUCGGUGAGUUGUGUGGAGAAGGUACACCUUCAAAGCGCCUUAAGAUGGAGGACAACAAUGUAAAUCAAACACAGACAGUAUUUGACUGACUGCAAUGUCAAACAAAUAAAAACUUUUGACCAAGAAAAAAUCUGAAUGAAAUGAACAACUAAAGAAAUAACGAAUAGAACAGACGAAAACCUAAAUUAGGUUACCUAAUCCAGAAAAGCUAUGUAUAGCUUAUAUAGUGUAUACACUUUGUUGUAAAAAAAAAAUAAUUCGCAUUACAAUAAAUACAUUACGUUAGCAA